UUUCUUCUUUUUUUUGUACAUGUUUUUUUUUUCGUGAUAUCGUUUGAAUAUUCACAGGUAUGUGUUAAAUUGAAUGUUAUAUUUGAUAGGACAACCCCGAUUGUUUCCGAAGUCAAAUGACACAGAGAGAGAGAGAGAGAGAGAGAGGUUGGUCCCUGCUCGUGUUAACUCGCGUGUGAUUCCGCUACGGGUCACGUAGGUGUGCUUUGUUCUCUGGAAGAACCUCGUCGACCGACGAGCCAGUUCUCGUACGCAGGUUUUAUGUGAGAAUCUGGUGUUCUACAAGAGAGAGAGAGAGAGAGAGAGAGAGAGAGAGAGAGAGAAAGAGAGAAAGAGAGGACGAGUAGUUCGAUCGACCUCGAUUGGCACGUUUCUCUCUGAUCUGGGACGUUCUAAUAUCUCUUUCGAGAUUAGUUUAAGACGAAUUAGACAAAUCUGACAGUACCGAGGAAUUAUUCUCAUUCGACGAUAUUACCAAGAGGAUUUCUUUUUUUUCUAUUCCAAUUAUACUGAUCGAGAUAUCGAUAUUUGCAUGGGUGUGCACGAGACCAACAACAAGGGUCGUACCAAUGUCUCCAAGAAGAUGUCGAGGGAUCGAUCAGGCUCGGAUUAUUCGGAAAAUACUAGCGAUGUAACAACGUGUAGCUGUAUGGCAAGCUCCGUCGAGAAAUGUUCCUUGCGUGGUUGUGGUGGUGGUGGUGGUGGUGGUGUUGGCCUCGGCGGCGUUGGCGUUGGCGUUGGCGGUAUGUUUCAAGAACCUUUUUUUCUUCAUCCACCUGGAUCAAGACCAAGAGAUGGAAUUUAUAUAAAUCCAAUGAGCGCAUAUAUUAACGAGCCACAGAAACCAAAGGACAUGGAAUCCUUUUAUUUGCACAGUCCUCAUGAUCUCGUAUAUACCAGGAUUACGCAUCUGUUCAACGACGUUGAGAAACCACGGAACGGUGUCUUGGUAUCCACCACCGAACAACGUCACGUUGAGAGGAAAGACGAGACUUUAACUGUGAAAGUGGACGUUCACAUAAACAACGGUGGUAGCUUCGGUAAAACUCAUCCAGGGAACGGUCAUACAGGUAGGACAGAAAUCACGCGAGAAACCCCAUCGGAACAUGCAUACGAACAAAUAUGUUUGAGGCAAGAAGAAACAAGUAGCGUUGGAUCGUCAGGAAAUAAAAAAAUCAUCGACAAUGCUUCGGAUAGUAGCCGAUCAAGAAAAACCAAUCGACGAUACAGUAGAUCGAGUAGUGCCAGUGAAUCUUCGAAUAUGAGCAGUGAAAUACAUUGUUUUUCAUCAACUACGUCAACACCGUCAUUGUCUCGUAACAGUAGCAACGAACGAAUCAAUAAAUCAACCAAAAUCAACGCCGACAUUUUGCAUGAAAGGAAAGAGUCGUCUACGAACCAAGUGGAAAGUGAAAAGGAGAUAAGGCCAAGCAAUAAUAGUGGACCCAGUUUCACCAAACCUCCACCCCCGCCACCUCCCCCACCGCCAGACAGAGAGGACGUCGUAGUAUUAGUUGUGAAUUCUAAACAAAAUGGUGAAAGCAAUAACGAGAAGAAGGAUGGUAAUGACAAUGGCGAGGAAAACAAAACUGGAAACGCGACCAACAAGAGCGACGUAUCCUGCGGCGAGCAUCAACAGCCGGAAGUUCCUCCUGCCAGUCCACCCGCGGACGUCGAAGAAAUUAAGACGAUUCAGACGUCUCACUUGAUAAACAGACAUAUGGUGCUACCGUUCAUACCACCAAAGUUUGCCAACGCGGCCGAUUCGGAUACACUUUUGAAACCAUCGGAAUAUCUUAAAAGUAUUUGUAAAAACGUUUCGAAGAAUACCCUUUCUAAAGCAAGAUCUGUCGACAAUUUAGAUUGUCAGGGAAGGGAUACCGAGGAAGAGGAAGAACAACAACACCAACAACACCAACAACAACAACAACAACAGGAACAAAAGAACGAAAAAGAAAAAGAAUCUCCACCAGGACCACCACCACCUCCGUUAUCCCCAUUACAAAAAUCUCGCGGCAUUCCAAAUUGUAAUAAUACCAACGCAACAACACCUAGUCCAUCAAACGAAUCUGAGAAUUCGAAAUCACCUCAGCAACCAUUAGCGACCAUUAGUAUUCAAGAUCUCACGAGUAUUCAAUUGAGAAGAACUAAUACAAAAAUGAAUGCAACUAAAACGUUCUCCGCUCCGCCACCUCGUAGCGCCUCGAUGACAAAUGUCUCGGAACCGUUCUUCGUUCAGAAAACAGACUUGAUAGCUGAAUUAAAGAGAACAAAGGAUAUACCGGGCAUAAAAAAACUCAAAGUGGAACGAGCACAGGUUGAAAAGACUCAAGAACAAAAUUUAAUAUCCGAAAUUAGCAAGGCUUUUAGCGUGUCCAACUUUGUUGACCAAAUCCCAGAAAAGGACAGUUCGGGGAAUGUGAUACCAAUAUGGAAGAGGCAGAUGUUGGCGAGGAAGGCUGCUGAAAGAGCUAAAAAGGAAUUAGAAGAGCAAAUAGCUAGAGAAAACGAAGAAAGGAGACAGAAAGCGAUACCACCGUGGAAGAGACAGUUGUUGGCGAAAAAAGACAACGAAGAUAAAAAGAUUAACAACAAUCACGUCCAAUCAAACGCAACGAUCGUACCAGCCGUAAAAAUAGAAAUUGCACCUAAGAGGGACUCUUCGCCAGCCACCAUCGGUUGCAACAACCGAAAGGAGGAAAAAAACGAUAAUAACACGGAUGAAAAAGGAAACGACACUAGGGAUGAUGAUUCCGAUGAUGGACAAAUAAUACCGUGGCGAGCUCAAUUGAGAAAAACGAACAGUAAACUGAAUAUUCUCGAUUAGCCCUAUUGUUCAACGAAAUAUUUAAACAAACGGGAUUACGCAAACAUGAUUCAUUUUAUUUAAUUACGAAUUAAUUGUUUUGCGAUUUCCUAAUGUUUUUUUUUUUUUCGUUUAUUUAUGUUAAGGAUUACGUAUAAUUUGUGGUCGUUCGAUAAGGAUAAGGAUAAUUUCCUUCACCGACGUCCUUUCUUUAUCAGGGGUGCUCUCGAAUCUUGCAAGAUCGACGCAGAGUGAUAAUCUUUUAAUGAUAUUUGUUAAUUGUUAUAAACCGAAUGAUGAAAGUUCGUAUGAUUGAAGUAUGAUUAUUAAAUAUUGAAACAGAGUGAAAAUAUCUGUUUCGUUGUUGAAACGUAUUUUUAAAAUACAACGAAUGAAUGAUCGAAUGAUUGCGUGUUUUAUCAAAUCGACUAGUUCAAUAGGAAGGUAUUUUGUAUUUACAUAGGGAACUUUUCUUCAACAAGGUGCGCGAUAAUGUCUAUGUAUAUAAAAAAUAAGUCAAACUUGUCUACCUUAUAUAUAUAUAUAUAUAGAUAUAGAUAUAUAUAUUUCGAUCAAAAAUACUAUUAUACUUUAUUCAAAUUGAAUUCAUGUGACCUAUUUCCAGGACUACUUCAAAGAAGGAGAAUUUUUCUUUUCAGACACAAUGAUUUUAGUAUCUCAUUAUGUACAUUAUUUUAUCAAACAUUAUCGAUUGAAUUUCAAAAAUAUAAUUCAAUUAUUUUCACCUUAUUCGUCGUAUACGAAAUUUGGUACAUUUUAGAAAACGCAAACAUAAACAGUAGUAGAUUGAGUAGUAUACAUAUUUAUGAGGUUUUACAAAA
This is a messenger RNA of Polistes dominula (European paper wasp), 3648 nucleotides long. It is a transcript of the gene f, whose product is annotated as espin protein forked. NCBI's taxonomy places the organism in Eukaryota, Metazoa, Arthropoda, Insecta, Hymenoptera, Vespidae. Gene Ontology annotation, cellular component: cytoplasm. The record is from RefSeq and is a predicted model, not a curated record. Gene Ontology annotation, biological process: actin filament bundle assembly. Gene Ontology annotation, molecular function: actin filament binding.